This is a messenger RNA of Hyaloscypha bicolor E, 892 nucleotides long. Its product is annotated as pre-mRNA branch site protein p14. Gene Ontology annotation, molecular function: mRNA binding. Gene Ontology annotation, cellular component: cytoplasm; nucleus; ribonucleoprotein complex. The record is from RefSeq and is a predicted model, not a curated record. Bases 69 to 416 code for a protein of 115 amino acids. The transcript has 5 exons. Lineage: Eukaryota; Fungi; Ascomycota; Leotiomycetes; Helotiales; Hyaloscyphaceae.
CAUCUUGGGAACCUCCCAUUUCCUACAACCAAAACAACCAGACAAUUCGAGAAAACCGUAGCCAAGCUAUGAGUCGAGGCGGUAAACUCGCACCCGAGGUCAAUCGAGCUUUGUUCGUCAAGAAUCUAAGCUACAACGUCACUCCUGAGGAGCUCUUCGACCUCUUCGGCAAGUUUGGUCCAAUCCGCCAAAUCCGCCAGGGAAUUGCCAGCGGCACCAAGGGCACGGCCUUCGUUGUCUACGAAGACGUGAUGGAUGCGAAGCAGGCGUGUGACAAGCUGAACGGCUUUAACUUCCAAAAUCGCUACCUCGUCGUCCUCUACCACCAGCCAGACAAGAUGGUCAAGUCAAAACAGGACCUCGAGGAGCGCAAGGAGAAUUUAGAGCAGCUCAAGAAGCAGCACGGUAUCGAAUAACGACCAGACGGGCCUGCGGAUCAAGCACAAGCACCUACACCAGCACACACACCUCGAAAUGCGUUGGCGAGCACAACUUCCAACACCAAAAAGGCUAGGAAAGCUUCUACAAAAUCGAGAUCUGUAGGCCCGUCUACGAGGAAAGGGAGCGUGAUCUCUUCUUCCGGCACCAAACACGGGGAGGGGGCGAGAACGGGCGUAAAUACCAACAACUCUUCUUUCUUUGCUACUUUCUUUGGGGGACUGUUUUCCAAACGGCGUUGAUAAGGCACGGAGACCAGCGAAUGGCAGUGAUUCGGUGGCGGUCUUUGCAAUCGGUUUCUUCAUGAGCUUUACUGUCGUGGCUUGCUAAAUUGACACUUGUGCAGCCCUUGGCGCGGUCAGGCAAUCCUCUUCUUCUCCUUCAAAAUAAGAAUAUUCCUUCCUUGACUGUGAUUGGUAUCCAAAACCAAAGCCAUCAGUCGUACCGCCCCCCA